UCACCACUCACCACUCAUCACCGGAGAGAUUGAUCAAGAGAAAAAAAAAAUUAGAUUCAGUUGUUGAAACUUGAAAGAGUGAUUAGACAAGCAUGGAUCCAGGGAAUCCCGCUUCAACGCCGGAACCUGAAUCACCGACCUCUCCCUCCGCCGGUUUCAACACCGACCAGCUUCCACACACCAGCCAUGUUUCCGAAGACGACGAGGCUUCCGUUGACCCCGACAUCAUUCAGGAUGAGCCUGAAGACGAAAACCCGGAAGAGGACGAAGAUGGAGAGGAUCUAUACAAUGACAACUACAUGGAUGAUUAUCGGAGGUUGGAUGACCAUGAUCAGUUUGAGUCGGCUGGGCUGGAUGAUUCAGUGGAGGAUGUUAGGGAUUUUGAUCAGAUAAUGGAAGAUCGAAGGGCUGCGGAGGUGGAACUAGAUGCUCGUGAUGGUCGCCUUAACAAUCGCAAGUUCCCUCAGCUUCUCCAUGACCAAGAUACUGAUGAUGACAGUUACAGGCCCUCCAAAAGGGCUCGAGCUGAUGCCAGGGCUCCUAAUCUGAGCGAUGAUGAUUUCGAUGGGUUGCAUAGUUCACCUGGAAGGUCACAGCCAGGACACUCUAGAGAUGAUGUUCCGAGGACUGAUCAAACCGAGGAUGAUCAAUAUGAUGAUGACUUUGAUGAGGAAGGUGGUUAUGAGAUGUACCGCGUUCAAGGAACACUUAGAGAAUGGGUUACAAGAGAUGAAGUCCGCCGCUUCAUAGCUAGAAAAUUCAAGGAUUUCUUGCUCACGUAUGUUAAUCCUAAAAAUGAACACGGUGACUUUGAAUAUGUGCGGCUGAUAAAUGAGAUGGUGUUAGCCAAUAAGUGUAGUUUGGAGAUAGAUUACAAACAAUUUAUCUACGUCCAUCCCAACAUUGCCAUUUGGCUGGCUGAUGCACCUCAGUCUGUCUUGGAAGUAAUGGAAGAUGUUGCUAAAAAUGUUGUCUUUCAGUUGCAUCCAAAUUACAAAAAUAUACAACCAAAGAUUUAUGUUCGUAUAACAAACUUACCAGUUUAUGACCAGAUUCGGAAUAUAAGACAAAUUCACUUGAAUACAAUGAUUCGAAUUGGGGGAGUUGUAACUAGACGUUCAGGAGUCUUUCCCCAGUUGCAACAGGUGAAGUAUGACUGUAAUAAAUGUGGUGCAACUUUGGGACCUUUUUUCCAGAAUUCCUACUCAGAGGUGAGAGUUGGAUCCUGUCCUGAGUGUCAAUCAAAAGGGCCAUUUACUGUCAAUAUUGAGCAGACAAUUUACAGGAAUUUUCAGAAGCUCACUCUCCAAGAGAGCCCAGGAAUUGUUCCUGCAGGUCGUUUACCAAGAUACAAGGAAGUUAUACUAUUGAACGAUCUGAUUGACUGUGCCCGUCCUGGGGAAGAGAUUGAGGUCACAGGUAUCUAUACUAAUAACUUCGAUUUGUCGCUAAACACAAAGAAUGGUUUUCCUGUGUUUGCCACUGUUGUCGAAGCAAAUUAUGUCACAAAGAAGCACGAUCUGUUCUCUGCUUACAAACUUACUCAGGAAGACAAAGAAGAGAUUGAGAAUUUGAGCAAAGAUCCAAGAAUAGGAGAAAGGAUUAUCAAGUCUAUUGCUCCAUCAAUCUAUGGUCAUGAAGACAUCAAAACUGCAAUAGCUUUAGCUAUGUUUGGAGGUCAAGAAAAAAAUGUUCAAGGAAAGCACAGACUGAGAGGAGAUAUUAAUGUUCUACUUCUUGGUGAUCCAGGAACAGCGAAGUCGCAAUUUCUCAAAUACGUUGAGAAAACUGGGCAACGAGCUGUAUACACCACCGGCAAGGGGGCGUCUGCUGUGGGUCUCACUGCAGCAGUUCACAAGGAUCCUGUCACGAGGGAGUGGACCUUGGAAGGGGGAGCCCUUGUCCUAGCUGACAAAGGGAUCUGCCUUAUCGAUGAGUUUGACAAGAUGAAUGACCAAGACAGGGUAAGUAUCCAUGAAGCCAUGGAGCAGCAGAGUAUAAGCAUAUCAAAAGCGGGAAUUGUUACAUCUCUUCAGGCACGCUGUUCUGUCAUUGCUGCUGCCAAUCCUAUUGGAGGAAGAUAUGAUUCCUCCAAAACAUUUUCUCAAAAUGUUGAAUUGACAGACCCUAUUAUUUCCCGUUUUGACAUCCUCUGUGUUGUGAAGGAUGUGGUUGAUCCGGUCACUGAUGAAAUGCUUGCAAAGUUUGUAGUGGACAGUCACUUUAGGUCACAACCAAAGGGUGGUAACAGAGACGAAAAGUCAGUGACUGAGUCCCAAGAUGAUUAUGCGUCUGCCAUGCCUGUUGAUCCUGAGAUACUUCCACAAGAGUUGCUAAAGAAGUAUAUUACUUAUGCUAAAUUAAAUGUAUUUCCAAGACUACAUGAUGCUGAUUUGGAUAAGUUGACACAUGUUUAUGCCGAACUGCGGAAAGAAUCCUCGCAUGGUCAAGGGGUCCCUAUUGCUGUAAGGCAUAUUGAGUCAAUGAUAAGGAUGUCCGAAGCUCAUGCGAGGAUGCAUCUCAGGCACCAUGUCACACAAGAGGAUGUGGACAUGGCAAUUCGAGUCCUACUUGAUUCAUUCAUUUCAACCCAGAAAUUUGGAGUGCAGAAAGCUCUUCAAAAGAGCUUUAGAAAAUAUAUGACUUUCAAGAAGGACUACAAUGAAUUGCUGCUUUACCUUCUCCGCGAGCUUGUCAAGAAUGCUUUGCGUUUUGAAGAAAUCAUUGCUGGAUCUACUUCAGGUCUUGAACAUAUAGAUGUCAAAGUGGAAGAUCUCCACAAUAAGGCUCAAGAGCACGAAAUAUAUGAUCUUAAACCAUUCUUCAACAGUAGUCACUUUUCAAGGGCCAAUUUUGUAUUGGAUGAAGAGCGCGGAAUAAUCAGACAUCGCCUUGCUAAUUGAACAAAAGCAUCCAUCACCAGUUCACCACCAACAUUGCUAGUUUAUAAUCGUAGCAGCAAGCUGAAGGGACAGUACAUUUUUCAUCUAGCUGUCUGUAGCUAUAAAAAGAUACCCAGUCUUCAUGUGUUUCAGAUUUGAAUGUUCCUUUGAGUUGUUGAUGCCUGUGAUAAUAUUAUUUCUCAUUUGUCA
Arachis stenosperma is the source of this 3092-nucleotide messenger RNA. Its product is annotated as DNA replication licensing factor MCM2. NCBI's taxonomy places the organism in Eukaryota, Viridiplantae, Streptophyta, Magnoliopsida, Fabales, Fabaceae. The record is from RefSeq and is a predicted model, not a curated record. The coding region runs from base 93 to 2903 and encodes 936 amino acids. Gene Ontology annotation, molecular function: single-stranded DNA binding; single-stranded DNA helicase activity; ATP binding. Gene Ontology annotation, cellular component: MCM complex; nucleus. Gene Ontology annotation, biological process: mitotic DNA replication initiation; DNA replication; double-strand break repair via break-induced replication. The transcript is spliced from 17 exons.